UGUCUCCUCUCUCAAAAGCUGAAGAACAGGUCUCGAAAUCACAGUGGGGCACUGAACAAGCUAAAGGGACAUCCCAAGCAGAGGAGAGGAACCCCGAAAGGCAGGAUACGGUCGGCUUUCACCCUUCGACAACCCACACGCAACCGGCCAAAGUUUUAAGCUUAAAAGUGAGGUUGCAGAGAGCAGAAAAUCAAUUGAAUCGAGGAGAGGAGAUGGAGGUACUACGACGUUCUUCAGUGUUCGCUGCGGAGGUGAUGGAAGUUUUUGACCGAUCCCCCACUGACAAAGAGCUGGUCUCCCAAGCUAAAGCACUCUGCAGGGAAUACAUACACUCCAGGCUGAUACGAGCUGGCCUGGUCUGGAGCAAACCCGACUACAGCGUACCAACCCCUGGGGGGAAGCUAGCAGAGGUGUCCACCAUUCUCCUCCGACUCGGGGAUGAGUUGGAAUACAUCCGGCCGAACGUGUACCGGAACAUCGCCCGGCAGCUAAACAUCUCCCUGCACUCUGAGACGGUGGUGACGGAUGCCUUCUUGGCCGUUGCUACGCAGAUCUUCUCAGCGGGGAUAACGUGGGGCAAAGUGGUGUCCCUCUAUGCUGUGGCCGCGGGGCUGGCUGUGGAUUGUGUGAAGCAGGCUCAGCCAGCAAUGGUGCACACCAUCGUGGACUGCCUGGGAGAGUUUGUGCGAAAGACUCUGGUGACGUGGCUGAAGAGGCGUGGAGGAUGGGCAGACAUAAUGAAAUGUGUGGUGAACACGGACCCCAACCUGCGCUCCCAUUGGCUCGUGGCGGCCGUCUGCAGCUUUGGACACUUCCUGAAAGCCAUCUUCUUUGUCCUGUUACCGGAGAGAUGAACAACACAACCCAUUUAAGUCAAAAGCCAAGUCUCCUUUUCUGCUCUGGGUGCCAAUGCGCCUUACCCUUUUUAUGACCCUGAGGAAGAGAAGGAGCAAGGCUGGGACAAAAAAGAACAUUUCUUUCUUCCGUCUUGAGCAGAGAGCAGUACUGCCUAAUUCUAAGAUGUCUUUUACUUCAGCAGCAGGAAGCUUAUCUCCACUCUGGAGUUAACCUUGAAAGGACACCUCUCUCUCAUCUCUCCUCUGUGAAUGUGAAGUAGCCAAGGCCAGGCCUUUGAGAGGGGGUGGAGAAGGGAAACAAUUACCUAGGAAGCUUCUUCAUGAGUAAUAUACAAAUGCUUUUCCCCUUCAUUCUAGGGUGUGCUUGUGUGUAGGGCGUUUGUGUAUGAUACACAGUCUCACAGUAAAUAUUCACCAAUCACGAUCAAUCGUUUAUUGAGUGCUUACUGUGUGAAAAACUGUUCUAAGCACUGCUUACUGUGUGCAGAGCAGUGUACUAAGUGCUUCUUACUGUGUGCAGAGCACCAUACUAAGCGCUUGGGAGAGUACAAUGUAACAGAGUUGGUAGACUCAUUCCCUGACCACAAGGAGCUUACAAUCAUGUAAACUAAAACAGUACGUGUCACUUUCUUGUAUGACUUCAGAAUGUUUCCCACUUUCUUGAAUUCCCUUUAUCACGACAUUUACUUUUCUCCUUUUUCGAAAAGCAGCCAGUGGUCAAUACCCAGGCCUUCUGAAACAAAACAAAACAAAAAAAACCCCCAACAACUCUAAAGCCAUUUCAUCUGGAGAAGGUUGCGGGUAGAGCAGAGAUGGGAGAAGACUCCUUUUGGAUCCAUUCUGUUUAUUAUGUAUCUACCCCAGCCCUUAGUUCAGGGUUUGGCAGACCAUAAGCGCUUAACAAAUACUACAAUUAUUAUUAUUUUUGUAUUAUUAUUGUUAUUAUAUAUGAGCCUGUUCUGAAAGCAGACUUUAGCACAAGCCAGGGAAGGCUGCUCCUUUCACCAGAAGAAUCCCAGUCGGAAUGUUUGUCUCUCACUGGUGAACUCAGAGGAGAGAGAGAGUGCUCUGCACACAGUAAGCGCUCAAUAAAUACAACUGAAUGAGUGAACGCACUCCAGCAGAGCUUAAUUUGGACGAUGGGUGGGGAGUGCUGAAUAAGAUUUUAAGCAACAAACCCACUUAUGGAAGUGGGAUUUGAAAUGGACACUUGCUAGGUCAAAGCCAUUUUGCCGUGCGGGAGAAAGAAAA
Molecule: messenger RNA, 2108 nt
Organism: Tachyglossus aculeatus (Australian echidna)
Lineage: Eukaryota; Metazoa; Chordata; Mammalia; Monotremata; Tachyglossidae
Gene: BOK
Product: BCL2 family apoptosis regulator BOK
Exons: 5
Coding region: 213-854 (213 amino acids)
Biological process (GO): intrinsic apoptotic signaling pathway in response to DNA damage; regulation of apoptotic process; extrinsic apoptotic signaling pathway in absence of ligand
Cellular component (GO): mitochondrial outer membrane
Molecular function (GO): protein homodimerization activity; protein heterodimerization activity
Source: RefSeq, a predicted model, not a curated record